This is a messenger RNA of Trichophyton rubrum CBS 118892, 321 nucleotides long. RefSeq lists its product as uncharacterized. Lineage: Eukaryota; Fungi; Ascomycota; Eurotiomycetes; Onygenales; Arthrodermataceae. The transcript has a single exon. The coding region runs from base 1 to 321 and encodes 106 amino acids. The record is from RefSeq and is a predicted model, not a curated record.
AUGUCGGAUGAUCUAGCUCGCCUCCGAGCUGUGCAACCACUGGCAGCCGGGCAUCAAACAUCACCAGGCCGUCAGGGGAGAGAGAGAGAGAGCAGUAGAAGAAGAGAGGGCCAUCUAAGAAGAACGACGAUGACGGCUCAGCUCGUGAAACGGUCAUCUCGACGUCUCUUCAUCGUUGAUUGUCCUCUUCUUCCCUCCGAGUCCUCGCGGGUGUCGCCGACCAACUGCCGAACUCGGCCGUUCCUGCAACUGCCUUCCGUCUUAAUCUCCCGGACGUCCUUCAUGUCUGCUGCCUCGAUCCUCUGUCUGAUCUCUGCCUGA